Hyaloscypha bicolor E is the source of this 1734-nucleotide messenger RNA. RefSeq names its product actin-like ATPase domain-containing protein. The record is from RefSeq and is a predicted model, not a curated record. Gene Ontology annotation, cellular component: cytoplasm. The transcript has 3 exons. NCBI's taxonomy places the organism in Eukaryota, Fungi, Ascomycota, Leotiomycetes, Helotiales, Hyaloscyphaceae. Gene Ontology annotation, biological process: cellular response to unfolded protein; protein refolding. The coding region runs from base 75 to 1658 and encodes 527 amino acids. Gene Ontology annotation, molecular function: ATP-dependent protein folding chaperone; misfolded protein binding; ATP hydrolysis activity.
GCAUCUCAGAUACAUUGUCAGACUCUGUCUUCAACACUCCCCACACAUAUUCAGGACGCCAGAUACCAAAUACAAUGUCCGCAUCAAGGGUACUCAAACUGCUCUCGGCACUUGGGUUUGCAGGCGCUCUUCUCUUCGCUGUGAUCUUCCAGCAUUUGAUGCGCCUUCAACCUGAUGCCGGUCCUCAAAACCAAGUUGUUGCCAUCGAAUUUGGAAGAAGUUACAGUCGUGUCUCAGCAUUUAGGAACAACAGCUUCGAGAUUAUCACUGAUCAUCAAAACCGCAGCAAGAUCCCAUCUUACGUGGGCUUCACUGAGUUUGGAGUCCCACUGACUGGCUUUGAAGCAAAAGCGCAAGCUGGCAGUAACCCGGGGAAUACCAUAUAUGACCUCAGCCUCAUCCUCGGACUCUCAUGUUCUGACCCCUCUCUUCAAUCCAUCAUCAAAGAGCUACGCUACGAUGUCGUAUCCCACGACAACCAUACUUCAGUCAAACUUCAUAUCAAUGGAACAGCCCAAUAUUUCACGCCUGCUGAAAUCCUAUCCCACCAUCUCACCCAUCUGAGAAACAUUGCCUCGGCACAGCUGAAUCAAACAGUCUCCUCAGCCGUCAUCUCCGUCCCAUCCUAUUUUGCCGAUCCACAGCAACAAAUUGUCCUUACAGCUGCUGGACUCGCUGGUUUGGAAGUAAAGAGAUUCAUCAGCGAAGAAACAGCCGCUGGUAUUGCACAUCAUAUUGAUACUAUGAUCGCGAGACACGGCAGAAGGGAGGAUAAUUUCCUGAUUUGCAAUCUCGGCGAGCAGGAGUCGAGUAUCGCUGUUGUAUCUGUACUUAAUGGCGUUCUGGAGACGAUUGGACUACAGACUGAUAGUACGCUUGGAGAGACUCAUCUGAAGGACGAGCAUCUCCGUCAUGUGACAACGCCUGACAGAAUCCAAGUGCUCGUUAAGCAAGUUCUUGAGGAUGCAAAAAUUGGCGAGAAGGAUGUCAAAGCUAUUGUGCUUACUGGAGAUCCCUCGAAGACAGGGAUAGUCCAGCCAAUACUAGAAGGACUUCUCCGUGGGAGGAAAAUUCUACAGGCAAAAGAAUUCGCAUCUGAUGAAGCUGUGGUAUACGGAGCUGCUCUACAAGCACAUUCUGUCUCGGAUGAUUAUGAUGGUGUCUUUCCGUCAUUGGUGGAUGUGACCUUUUUGAGUUUGGGUAUUGAAACGCAAGGAGGUGGAUUUGAGAAGGUGAUACAAAGGGGAACAGCCAUCCCGACAGUGAAGAUGCGAGUGAUUACUACGAUGAUGGAUGAGCAGGAGAAGGUUGUGAUAAUUGUUUUGGAAGGGGAAAGACUGGUGGCAAGCAAGAGUCGGGUGCUGGGGAGGCUUGAGCUAAAUGGUCUUCCGAAGAGAGGGAAAAGGGAAGUGGAAAUCGAAGUAAUGUUUGAGGUCGAUUUUUAUGGAGUCUUGACCGUUGUUGAAUUAGAAAGGGAGAGUGAGAAGAAGGCGAAAGCUGUUGUUAUGCUUGAUUCUGAUCGAUUUAACGCGGAGGGGAUAGACUCGAUUGUCACAGAGGCGCAAGGAAGUACAGAGGAGGAUGAAGCGAUACUAAGAGAUCUUUUGAAGAGGACGGAUCUAGGAGGAGAUGAGAAGUACGGAGUGGUGGUUAAGUGAUGAACAGCGGCUUUAGCACCCAUUCAGCCAAGCAUUGACCGCACUAGUCUCAAAAUCCACAUCCAAGUAUUCUGCC